AGUCGGGUUCCCGAGUCCCCGCUAUAGUCCCCGCCCCUUUUCCCGGCUCGCCGUUAGUCCAAGGGCGGCCAACCGCAUAGUAGUAGCAGCAAUAGCAGGAGACCACAGGAGACCCCAACCAUGUCGUCCACCACCAGCAGCACCAGCAACAGCGCCACACCAGCAGCCUCUACCCCCAGGGCGUCGCUGGCCUGCAUCCCUUGCCGCGACAGGCACGUGAAGUGCGGAGCCGAGCAGCCCCGGUGCGAGAGGUGCGCCGUCGCCGGCAAGGCUUGCUUCUACACCAAGUCGCGCCGCGGGGGCCUCGACCGCGCAACCCUCACCGCCCGUCGCAAGAGGCGCGCCGAAGCCGAGGCGGCGGCGGCGGCGGCAGCAGCGGCGACAGCAACGAAUGCCGCUCAAUCGCCCAAAGCACUCCAUCCGGGGCUCGAGCUGUCGGAUAUAGCCGUCGAGGACAAUAACGGCUCGCCGACGGCAGGUUUUGGAUGGCAACAGCAACAGCAACAGCAACAGCAACAGCAACAGCAACAGCAGUUGCUCGCUUCUCUAGAGCCAACCGAUCAACAGUCGCUGUUCGGUCUGCUGGACCCCUUCCUUUUCGACAAUGCUGAACCAACAUCAGACACGGCCUAUAUCUACACCGGCACCCCCGAGCCUCCUGCCCCGGAUGCCUCCCUGGAUCUGUACUACCUCCGAUUCCAUCGGCUACACCCCUUUGCCCUCCCCCGACCGCGACUGGAUCAGCUGCUAGCCGACCCAGCCCGGGCAGCCGAGUUGAAUCCCCUGGUCUCGGCCAUGCGAUAUGUCGGCUCCCGCUAUGCCGGCCAGCAGCAACAGCAACAACAGCCUUCGUCUGCCCAGCAGCUGCUCGAGCUGGCCCGGACGGGCGGCGACGCCGGGCCCGGCCCGUUCCUGGUCCAGUGCCGUCUUCUGCUCUCCAUCGCCCUGUACUGGACCACGGACCCGGCCGAGGCGCGCGCGCUGCUCAACUCUGCUGUCGGGCUGGCCGUGGACCUGGGCAUGAACAAGGCCGAGUUCGCCGACGCGUGCGCGGCGGCCGCCGACGGCGACCCGGUGCUGGCCGAGAGCUGGCGGCGGACGUGGUGGCAGCUCAUGAUCCUGGACGCCUGCAUCGCCGCCACGGAUAGAGUGCUGGUAUUUUGGGUCUGCACCAUCGAGAACACGGUCGGUCUGCCGUGCGAGGAGGACGAGUACGAGAGCAUGAUCAUCCCUCCCACAAGGACGAUCGAGGAAAUGGACUCGCGCGACCUCGAAGCCGACAGCCCCGCCUUCUCCUCCUUCGCCUACCUCAUCGACGCCUACCGCAGCGCCGCCGCCGCCCUGGCCGCCCUGGCGCCGCCGACGGACCCCUCGGGCUCCUCGCGCGUGCUGCACGAGACCGACGCCGUCCUCGACGCCUGGCUCCUGCUCCUGCCCGAGUCCAAGCGCGACGCCCUGGCCGCCUCGGGCGACGCCGUCGACGAGCUCAUGUUCCAGGCCCACAUGGUCGUCAACACCGUCGUCCUCACCGCCCACCGCCCCCACUCCCGCAUCCUCUUCCACCCGGCCGAGCGCCUGUCCACCUGCGUCGUCUACCCGGCCCCGCUCCCGGCCGCGCGCGAGUCGCUCAUCAUCCACACCACGCGCUGCCUGCGCGCCAUCGAGGCCCAGGUCCGCCUCCUGACGACCCUCCCGCCCUCCUCCUCGGCGCACAACAGAAGCGGCGGCGGCGGCGGCGGCAGCGGCGGCGGCUGCAGCAGCCGCCCGGGUGCCGGCUUCGACAGGUCCCCCUUUGUCGUCUGCCAGCUCGCCACGGGCGCCGUGCCGCUCCUGGCCGCCUGCCGCUCCGUCCUGACGGGGCCCCGCAUCGCCGUCGCCCGGAGCCAGCUGCGCCUCGUCAUCGCCUGCCUCAAGGCCCUGGCCGAGGUCUGGCCCCGCGUCGACCGCUACGUCCGGGAGCUGCAGGAGCUGGCUCGGCUGAUGCUGCUGCGCCCGCCGCCGCCGCCGCCGGCGUCUGUGGCGGCGGUCGGGGCUGCGGCAGUGUCGUCGCUGCACUAUGGUAGUAGUAAUAGUAACGGCAACGGGAGCAGCGGUGCGAGUGUGGCCACGUCGACGCCUACCCCGCCCACGCCACCACCGCCGCCGCCGCCGCCGCCACUCGCUGACGACGGGGGAAUGGGCGACUGGUUGCUGAGCGACGUCGCCGCGGCAAUAACUGCGUUUCCCGUGCAAAACACGCCGCUUUGGAGCGGCUGCGAAAACUUGCUACUGUCUGGCUGCGACUUGUCACUGUGGUCAACAUGAUGUGGAAGGCUUUCUUCGCUUGAUUUUGACCACUCUGAAUGCCUCGGUAGUCUAUCGUCUGGUCCGUAGAAUCUCGAAAAAAGGCAUCCUAAUAUUGUGGUAAUAGAGAGGGUGAAUGGCAGGGGUAUCAGACAAUGGGAUGGCAUAACAUGAACGAUAGAUACACCAUUCUCCUCUCGAUAGCCGUCUAAAAGUUGUCUCAAUCAUCUCAAAGCAGGCGGGGGAUGGCCCAACAGAGGCGAACUAUAAAAAAAAAAAGUACGGAACAAAUCUGAUAAACAUAAAAAAAAUGAGUAGGCAUAAAAGCCCAGGCUCC
Messenger RNA from Gaeumannomyces tritici R3-111a-1, 2620 nucleotides. RefSeq lists its product as hypothetical. Gene Ontology annotation, molecular function: DNA-binding transcription factor activity, RNA polymerase II-specific; DNA binding; zinc ion binding. Lineage: Eukaryota; Fungi; Ascomycota; Sordariomycetes; Magnaporthales; Magnaporthaceae. The transcript has 2 exons. The record is from RefSeq and is a predicted model, not a curated record. Gene Ontology annotation, biological process: regulation of DNA-templated transcription; DNA-templated transcription. Bases 121 to 2304 code for a protein of 727 amino acids.